CCCGUUCGCAUAGAGCGAAACAAACAUGGCGAUAGACUCGAGUGGACGGGGGUCCACGCUUACUUUACUCGUCUUUUCUUGUGUUUUUGCGGGUAGGCAGGCUGAGGCGGCGGCUUGGGAGUCAAGAGGCGCCACUCGGAUACUCGGCAUGAGGCUGGAGACGAGCGACACGCCGGCGGAAACCACCGAGAGGGGGGUUAUUCAGGUAACCGAGGGCAGCAACACCCUCUUCAGGUUCUACGGGCUCCACUUGUUCACCAACAGUUCGGGGCUCAUCGGCUUCACGGAACUUUACUCCAGUGACAAAGAGGAUGAUGCUUUCGGUGCAGUCAUGGUCCCCUUCAACAGGACUUGUUCUGAACUCACGAAGGAUAUAGUAGUGAAGGGGUCCAUGGAGGUGAGCAACCAAAACACCUCUGGGGUGGUGAGCCUCAAUAUCAAGCAGCUCCGCAAGAACGAGGCGGUGAAGGUGUUCGGCUUGUGCGUCCGCGACACCCAUGACAGGGACGAGACGUGGUACCUGCUGGACGAUAGAGACGGCAGACUGCGGGUGGUGGAGGAGAAGAAGUCCCUGCUCCCCAUCUGGCUGCAGGUGAUCCUCAUCUCCUUCCUGUUGGUGCUGUCCGGUAUGUUCAGCGGGCUCAACCUGGGGCUGAUGGCGCUGGACCCGAUGGAGCUCCGCAUCGUGCAGAGCUGCGGCACCGAGAAGGAGAAGAAGUACGCGCGGAAGAUCGAGCCCAUCCGCAGGAAGGGCAACUACCUGCUGUGUUCGCUGCUCCUCGGAAACGUCCUGGUCAACACCACCCUCACCAUCCUCCUGGACGACCUCACUAACUCCGGUGUCGGCGCUGUGAUCGCGUCCACGGUCGGCAUCGUUAUUUUCGGCGAAAUCGUCCCGCAGGCGCUGUGCUCCCGGCACGGCCUGGCAGUCGGGGCGAACACCAUCCUAGUCACCAAGUUGUUCAUGCUGUUAACUUUCCCUCUGUCGUGGCCCAUCAGCAAGCUCCUCGACUGCGUACUGGGCCAGGAGAUCGGCACCGUGUACAACCGGGAGAAGCUGGUGGAGAUGCUGAAAGUCACCGAGCCAUACAAUGACCUGGUGAAAGAGGAGCUCAACAUGAUCCAAGGCGCGCUGGAGCUCAGGACCAAAACCGUGGAGGACGUCAUGACGCCGAUCGGCAACUGCUUCAUGAUCCACAGCGACGCCGUGUUGGACUUCAACACCAUGUCCGAGAUCAUGGAGAGCGGGUACACGAGGAUACCUGUGUAUGAGGACGAGCGCUCCAACAUCGUGGACAUCCUGUUCGUCAAGGACCUGGCCUUCGUUGACCCGGACGACUGCACCACCCUCAAGACCAUCACCAAGUUCUACAACCACCCGGUCCACUUUGUCUUCCACGACACCAAGCUGGACUCCAUGCUGGAGGAGUUCAAGAAAGGAAAAUCCCACCUGGCCAUCGUCCAGAAGGUGAACAACGAGGGGGAGGGAGAUCCUUUCUACGAGGUGCUGGGGUUGGUCACACUUGAAGACGUAAUCGAAGAGAUAAUUAAAUGUGAGAUUCUGGAUGAAUCGGACCUUUACACUGAUAACCGCAACAGGAAAAAGGUGGCGCCCAAUAAGAAUAAGAGAGACUUCUCCGCCUUCAAACACGAGAGUGAAUCAAAAGUGAAGGUCUCUCCUCAGCUGCUGCUGGCCGCCCAUCGCUUCCUGGCUACAGAGGUGAGCUUGUUCAGCCAGUCUCAGAUCUCAGAUAAGGUGCUGCUGCGGAUCCUGCGCCAUCCCGAUGUGAUCCAGGAGAUCAAGUUCAACGAAAGCGAAAAGCGCUCGCCCCAUCACUACGUCUACCAGAGGGGCAAGCCCGUCGACUACUUCGUUCUCAUCCUGCAGGGACGAGUGGAGGUGGAGGCCGGCAACGAGAACAUGAAGUUUGAGACUGGACCUUUCUCAUUCUACGGUGUCAUGGCGCUCAGUGCUCCCACACUGGUGGCUGCACCUCGUCCUCGCCACCUCUCCUUUAAGAGGUUUUCUCUGUUCUCUCGGUUGCCAGAGUUUCGUUCGCCGUCCCACCUCAGCGGGUUGAACCGUACAGCCUCUCUGAGCGGAGCCGACCGGACAGAUUCGCUCUCAGUCAGCGGCAGCAACAGCCAGCUCAACAACAGCAUCCCCUCGCAGCAGUACACACCCGACUUCUACGUCCGAGCUCUCACCGACCUGCAGUUUGUCAAGAUUACGCGAGCCCAGUACCAAAACGGCCUUAUGGCGUCUCGUCUGGACAGCACGCCCCAGUCCCCGGAGAGUGGCCACAAUACGGUUCGCCUGGAUCAGACCACUCCCCCCGCCACCGCCAACACCACCAUCACGGACCUGGGAGCAGACUCCACCCCGACGGAGAACGGGCCAGACGAGACGACGCUUCUCCUCCUCAACGAGCAGAACUCACCGCACACAGCCAACCACCAUAGCCAGUUGGAAAACAGCAUUUGACACCACCACCACCACCACCCGCCGCCUCCCUCCAUACUCCUACAUUUGCACGCACGCACUACUACGCUCAAAUGUAUGCUGAGGAGGGGAGGAGUGCAUGUUGGUGUGUGAGUGUGUCAGUGGGGAUGGGGACACAUGCCUUGGCACAGCUAACGAGGCAUAAAAAGACAAGCCAUGUGCAUGCAUAUUGUGUAAAUAUGCAAGGAUUAACAACACACACACAUGCACACACAGACAUGCCAAAGUGUAUUGUGGGAACUUGCUACAUCCACUUUUCUAUCAUAGACCCAACUCUUAUAUUUAGUUGUUCAUAAACAGAAAGGAGUAUCUGUGUGUGUAUCUGUGUGAGUGAGUGAGUGAGUGAGUGUGUGUGUGUGUGUGUGUUUGCACAUCCUCCUUAAUGUAUUAACUGGCCACUGAAGAACCUGUUUGUCUGGACCUGAAAGCUCCUUCCUCUCUUGCCCAUCAACAUUAUCAGCGUUUGGAGGCGAGCUUCACUCGUGUAUGUGUGUGUUGCUUCAUCGUCCCUAAUCAGAGACUCAGGGAGACUCCGCCCCCCUCCCCCUCCCCAUCCUUUUGCCGACGUACAUACGUGCAAAUGUGGUCGAAAACCGCAAACCAACCCACCGCCGCAUGUGUAGCAACCCGCAUCUCCACCUCACCAUCCAUACAGCUAGAAGACAAAGACCACCCGAGCAUGUCCGCAGAGUUCAAACAAAGUAAUGUAUGUUCUGAAGAAAUUUACAGUGAAAUAUUUAGAAAUGUCCUCCUCAUUUCUUGGAUCGACAACGUGAGUAGCCCAGAGCCUUUAUCCUAGAGUUGUUAAGAGAUUCAUCAGCGAUAGACAACCCGUCUGUAUCGUGAUCAGGACAAUCAAUAUGAUUAUUAUGAAUGUGUAAAAUUAAAUGUGUAGGGUACGUUAACUGCGGCCACAUUGCUCUCAAACAGCCAUCUCUCUGCGAAAUCUUUUGUUUUCUUUCACGGGCGUCAGAACUGAGAAGACGUGAUGGGUCGUAUAGGAAUCAGCUUUUAUAAAGAUGGUAUAUGUUUUAGAGCGCCAAGACUUGGCGAGUCCUUUCCUACUUUAUAAGCUAGGGUGGGCUGUCUGUGUGGACGUGUGUUUGUGUGCGUAUGUGACCAAAAUGGCCAUCACCAGAUUUGAUGGGAACUGAAACCAAAAGAGGGAAGCUUGAUCACAUUCUUAUAGAAAAUACUUGUAGAGAUCUGAGACUUUAUUUAUUGAGUUCGAUGUGUGUGUGUGUGUAUAUACAUUAUUGUCAGUGGGGGAGGGGUGAUUUAUAUUUUUAUUUUGUCUGAUUGUGAGAUUUUACAUGUUAAAUGUUCCUUUGCAUUCAGUGGUAAUAUUUGGCUUUCCUUUUUGUAAACCAGACCUAGGGUCACUCCAGCAUACUGAACAGCAAACUUUGAAAUUUAUUGUUGUUUAUAUUUCUGUAGUCAAACACACCGCUCAGCCCUGGCAUCAGCCAAAUUUAGUCAGUUUUGUGGGAAACAAUGUUGUAUAUUUUAUGGCUAUCACUGCACGUUUUUGACAGAACUACACACACUCCAGUUGUAUUUUACUGUACCUUCAGAGGAGAUUUUAAAGCAAAAGUCCUCCCUAAAUCUCGUACAUUUUGACUUUUGACAGAUUAUUCUCUGUGUGAUUUCUCGCAUAGCCACAGUGGUGUUUCAUAGACUAUUUUAUUGUGAUACACAACAUGCAAAGUAAAUCAUACGUCAGGUUUUUGUUUUUAAGACCAAGGAGCAAGGUUUGCUUUGUAGUCUUUUGUUUUGCGAAGAUGUUCAGCGUUCACGUGACGUGAAAUCCAAGGCAGAGAUUGAUUUCCACACAAACAACACCAGAAUGCAAUGCAGCCACAGUUGUGUUGGUAGUAAGCAUUGCUCUCACAUUCUUUGCUGCUCUGCAGUAUCGCUACAUGUUUCUUUAGCAAACAUAAAUCGCAAGUGAAUCCAGUGAGGUCUCAUCUGCUCUCUAAACGUUGUAAAAAGGGAUUCUGGGAAACGUAGGACAUGACAAGGAGUAGACGGUAGACGCUGAAGGGAAGUGGGUGAACCAGAAGCAAUAUCAUUGUAACACUUAAUUUCAUCACAAAUGGAAUAGUUUGUGAUGGUGGUUUUUUUUUAUUUAUUUUUUUUAUUGCUGCUUUUCUGAGAUCAACAGUGUCCGAUUCUCAACAACACCAGCACGUUUUCAAAUCACUAAAUUCCACUUCUGUCAGUAAACAAACUGUUCUUUUGGAAGUAAAACAACUGAAGCACUGUUUUGUUUGUACUAAAACAUGUGGUCAGCUUGUCAUUUGUUCCCUCAUUUCUUCUGUAGCAAAAGUCAUCCCCUUCCCCAACCGACAACCGAAUGGCACUCCAGUAAAAAAAGAGGAAUUAUGAAGCACUUUAUUUCCAUUUUCAGCUUGAAUCUGAAACUAAAGCUUGACUGAUGAUUUCAUUUCUGUUUUCAAAAGAAUCUUAUUUACAGUUUUUCACACUUGCGAAAGCUUAGUGUUUUGGGAAAAAAAACAAGAAAAUUAACUUUUGAAUCUGUAAAUUCCAGGCUUGUGUUUUCAAAAACCCACAUAAAUUGUGGACUGGGCUCAGCAGCAUAUUGCAAGUCAUAACUCCUGCUAACUUCUGUUAGCUAGUUAGCUCAGUUUGUCAUGCAGCUGACUUAGUAGUUCUAUUAGCUGCCUGAGUCUGGAAUGGGCACCAGAACCGGAGCCAGGCGAGAACGCAACGGAACCAGAGCUCAGCAGUCGGACCAGGACCAAACACAGCCUCCGAGACCGACUGGAAAAUGUUCCUAAUUAGAAACACUAAUCAUAUUUCGAUGACGAGUUUCACAACUACUGGUUUAGUUAAACUUCUGUGGGCCAAGGCCAGGGUACAGAUUGGUUUCUGAGCCAAAGUUGGCAAAGAGGGCAAAUGAUGUCAAAGAUCAAAAUCUGGAGGAAAUAGAAAUAAAAACUAAAAUGUCCCUUUUUAUGCACUGGUGAUUGUGGUAUUCAUGAUAGUCAUGCUGUUUUACUCGUUACUAUUUUGUGACCUAAUAAUUGUGUUUUGGUUGGGAUAUAUUGUUGUUAUAUGCUGACAAAAAGUCAUCCUUUUUAUUUUUGUUUUUAAAAAGUUGAUAAAAUUUUAAUAUCCAAUUCAGUAGUUUGUUAUAGGAUAAACACAACAUGUUUAAUCUUUUGAGAAAGACUGUUGAAAGAAGACCUUUUUAUGAGAAAAUCCCAGUAAGUAAAAGCUAGUGAUAUGGGAAAAUUAGCCCAGACUGGCAUCUGUGAUUAAAGGUUUAAGCACUUUAGUAAGGAACGCAGCAUUUUUCCUAAGCCAGAAAUUUGCUGUACUGUACUGGAAAUUCUUUUGUGCUCAUUCCUGAAUUAUCUUUGACCCCCCCCCCCCCCCAUUUCACAGGUCUGUUUUUGUUCAUGUUGUAGAUUUUUAUGACUGAAAGUGUUUAAAAAUGUUCGCGAUUUUGUUUAUGUGCGUGCCUGUACCCCCGCCCCCUGUACUGUAUAUUGUAUUGUAUUGUACUGGGGUUAGGUUCAUUGUGUGUGUGUGUGUGUGUGUGUGUGUGUGUGUGUGUGUGUGUGAGAAUGUAUGUAGGUGUGUGUGAAUGUAUGUAGGUGUACGUGAAUGCCUAUGGAUCAAGUUUGGUUAUUUUUUAUGCUUUUGAACACUGUCAGUAAUUGUGGUAAACAACAAUCCUUUUUUUAUUUGUCAUUUGGGAACAGAGCGAACGGAGUGACAGGCUUUGGGGAGAAAUAAACUGAUUGUCCUUCAUUCUCUCCAGCAUGCUUUAACUUAAACCGCAACAGAUAAGCAAGGUGUAAAUACUGUUUUAUAAUUUAUGUCUUAAUGAGUUUUGAAGAUGAAGAAAGUUAUUAAUAAACCUGAGAUAUAUUUCUCUAUGGACCUUU
Messenger RNA from Micropterus dolomieu (smallmouth bass), 6420 nucleotides. RefSeq names its product metal transporter CNNM4-like. The transcript is spliced from 8 exons. Bases 26 to 2485 code for a protein of 819 amino acids. NCBI's taxonomy places the organism in Eukaryota, Metazoa, Chordata, Actinopteri, Centrarchiformes, Centrarchidae. Gene Ontology annotation, biological process: magnesium ion transport; magnesium ion homeostasis. Gene Ontology annotation, cellular component: plasma membrane. Gene Ontology annotation, molecular function: magnesium ion transmembrane transporter activity; sodium ion transmembrane transporter activity. The record is from RefSeq and is a predicted model, not a curated record.